Molecule: messenger RNA, 1958 nt
Organism: Pseudophryne corroboree (corroboree frog)
Lineage: Eukaryota; Metazoa; Chordata; Amphibia; Anura; Myobatrachidae
Gene: IGSF6
Product: immunoglobulin superfamily member 6
Exons: 6
Coding region: 18-701 (227 amino acids)
Source: RefSeq, a predicted model, not a curated record
ACCAAGACAGACAAGACAUGGAACCACCAGGCUUACGAGGAUUUAUUUUUUUCACUUCUAUCCUCAUACUUGAUCAUUACCGUGUCAGAAGCUGCAAGGUGACUGUGCAACAGGAUGAUUUUUCUGAAGGAUAUGUGCCACAGAAAACCGUGAAUGUAUCAUGCCAGUACAAGAAAACUGAAAACUGCCCUAAUGCUGUACAAAUAUAUUGGUUCCGAUAUCUUGCUUCUGAACAUGAAGAAUUGCAUCCAAAGGUCAGCAACCGCCGCUUCACAGUCCAUAAUGCUCAGAACAAUACUGUUCUGCAAAUUAUUAACAUAUCAGUCCAGGACAGCGGGAUAUACAUAUGUGGCAUAGCAUUCCCAGAUUCUGAACUUUUCACAUCAAAGACUACAGGACCAGGAUCCAUACUACAAGUGCGAGAAGCACAUGAAGCAAUGAUUACACCAGCAAAUGCUUCUUUAAUAGUCAUUUGUACAUUGCUUUUUAUAUAUAGCAUCACAGUGUUUUCUUAUUAUGCAUUCAAGUCAAAAUGGAGAAUCUGUAGAUUCACAGAAAGCAAACAAGGAUUCAGAGAGAAAAGCUACAGAGCAAGAAGUGUUUUUCAAGCAAUAGCAAAAGAAUAUCGCAACAGAUGCGAACGGAAAACAAACAAACAAAACCAGGUGAUAGAAGACGACACGAUUUACCAGAACACAUAGGACGCUCACUGGAGAGUGCUUCUUCUAAAGACAUACCAGACAAGACAAUACAAUACAGGAAAAGAAUUUGAUAUGCAUUGGCAUAAGUCUUUGGAAGACUGAGAAUACUGAAAGGGAAUAUUACAAUUUUUCAGGACUGUAAAAAAAUAUGUAGUUAUUAAAUUAUUUUUGGGAUAACAAAACACUUUUCUGAACAAAGCAUUGUUUGGUUUUCCUUUAUAACUUUCCUUUGUUUUGAACAUGUAACAUUUAAUACAAACUUACAUAGUAACAGUUUUUGAGGUUGAAAAAAGACAAUGUGUCCAUCGAGCUCAACCUAUUUGUGGUCUCCUACACUAUUAUUUUUACGACUAAUUUUAUCUGUUGUGAAUGACUGUCGUUAUGUUUAUUGCCAUUUUUUUUUUGUAACUAUAGUGCGCGAUCUACCCACCAUAACCCUGUAUAUCCUUAUCCAUAAGGAAUUUAUCUAGCCCAUUCUUGAAAGUAUUGACUGAGUCUGCCAUUGCUGCUCUCUCAGGCAGGGAAUUCCAAACACGUAUUAUCCUUACUGUGAAGAAACCCUGUAUGCGAAAUCUUCUCUCCUCUAUUCUAAGCGGAUGUCCACGUGUCCUCUGUGUCGAUCUUAUCAGAAACAGAUCCUCCGCAAGUUCUGCAUAUUAUUUCCUUACAUAUUUGUAAAUGUUAAUCAUGUCCCCUCUUAAUCUCCUCUUUUCCAGUGUAAACAUGCCUAACCUAGCAAGCCUUUCCUCAUAUUCCAGUGUCCCCAUCCCCUUAAUCAGUUUGGUCACCCUUUUCUGAACCUUUUCAAGUUCCGGUAUAUCCUUUUUGCAGUAUGGUGCCUCAAAUUGUGCACAGUAUUCAAGAUGUGGCCUCACUAGGGAUUUAUAUAAUGGGAGUAUAACACGCUCAUCCCUUGCAUCAAUUCCCCGCUUUAUGCAUGCUAAUACCUUGUUUGCCUUCUUUGCUGCAAUACUAUUUUGGGUACUACUGCUUAGAUUGCUAUGUGAACACCUAAGUCUUUUUCCAGUACAGAAUCCGCUAAUUUUACCCCACUUAGUUUGUAGGUGGUAUUUUUUUCCUUGCUACCAAAGACCAUUACCUUACACUUGUCUGUACUGAACCUCAUUCUCCAUUUUGCUGCCCAUGAUUCCAAUUUAAAUAAAUCGUUCUGAAGAGACUCGGCAUCCCCCACCAAAUUUAUAACCUUACACAGCUUGGUAUCAUCUGCAAAAAUUGACACCACGCUCUCUAGACCUA